AAAAGAAAAAAAAGUAGGUCCUUUAGUUUACGACAUGGGCAAUAGGUUCCUGCGUAGGGGAGCCUGACUCCCCUUGGACUCUUUUUCUUUCUCGUUAAUCGCAAUCAUCAAAAUACCACCAUCGAGGCGAGAGACCGACAGGAGGAAGAGAACAGACCCCCACCCCCUCCCACUCACCCAAAAUGAGGAAGGACGGUCCACCGCCUUCCGUCGCCAAAAUGCUGAGCUGCUUCGAGACCAAGACUUUAGUCGUCACGUUCCUUGCUCUGGGGCUUGUCAUGCUCAUGUGGAAUCUCCCUCCCUACUACCAAAACCUCCUCUCCACCGGUCGCUCCUCCUGCUCCGCCGCCUCCUCCGCCGCCGCUCUUUCUAUUACCAAUGCAUCCUUUUCUAACUACUCCUCCAGCCAAGUUGCUGAAAAGAAGUACUCGGCCCCCAAAACUAUUCCCAUUCCUGACCCCAAUUAUCGAGUUUUCCGGCCCGUCGGCAACGCCGCCGCUCUGUUCGUCCUCAUGGGCGCCUACCGCGGCGGGCCCCGUACCUUCGCUGUCGUGGGUCUUGCCUCCAAGCCCAUUCACGUCUACGGUCGGCCCUGGUACAAAUGCGAGUGGAUCUCCAACAAUGGGUCAUCCAUUCGGGCCAUAGCCUAUAAGAUGCUUCCCGAUUGGGGCUAUGGACGCGUCUACACCGUCGUCGUUGUCAACUGCACCUUCCCCAUCAACCCCAAUCAGGAUAACAUAGGUGGGAAGCUUACUAUCAAUGCGUACUAUGGUCAGUCCCCAAGGAAGUACGAGAAAUUCACAGCCUUGGAGGAAGCACCGGGCUCUUACAACGAGUCCAAGUACCACCCGCCUUACCAGUACGAGUAUCUGUACUGUGGGUCAUCUUUGUACGGGAAUCUGAGCGGCGCUAGGAUCAGGGAAUGGAUGGCUUACCACGCCUGGUUCUUCGGACCCAAGUCGCACUUCGUCUUUCACGACGCGGGUGGGGUGUCGGCCGAGGUGAGGGCGGCGCUGGAGCCGUGGGUGAGAGCUGGGAGGGCCACUGUGCAGGACAUAAAGGGUCAGGCGGAGUUCGAUGGGUAUUACUAUAACCAGUUCUUGGUAGUGAAUGACUGUCUGCAUCGCUACCGACAGUCUGCCAAUUGGACCUUUUACUUCGAUGUGGAUGAGUAUAUCUAUCUUCCCGACGGAAAUACGCUGGAAUCUGUGCUCAAUGAGUUCUCCGAUUAUACUCAGUUCACUAUUGAGCAGAAUCCCAUGUCCAGUGUACUCUGCUUGAACGAUUCUACCCAUGAUUAUUCUAGGCAAUGGGGAUUCGAGAAGCUACUCUUCAGGGACUCAAGAACCGGAAUCCGGCGGGAUCGGAAGUACGCCAUUCAGGCUAAGAACGCCUAUGCGACCGGCGUGCACAUGUCGGAGAAUGUCGUUGGGAAGACAUUACACAAGACAGAAACGAAGAUCCGAUAUUAUCACUACCACAACUCCAUAUCGGUGCUAGGCGAACCGUGCAGGGAAUUCCUCCCAGUUUCGGCCAAGAACAACGUGACCUGGUACGACAAGCUCCCCUUCGUCUAUGAUGACAACAUGAAGCUGCUGGCCAACACCAUCAAGGAAUUCGAGCUCAAAACCAUCGGAAAUGUACAGCUCUAAGAUUAGCUAGGAGCGCCUUUUAGUGGUGCCCAAAAUGAUUUUUAUUGUGACCAUUGCACCAAAAUCCACAUGUGGGCAAGCAAAUGUUACUGCAGAUAUGUGAUGAUGGCUUGCUACUCA
Alnus glutinosa is the source of this 1772-nucleotide messenger RNA. RefSeq names its product galactan beta-1,4-galactosyltransferase GALS1. The transcript has 2 exons. The record is from RefSeq and is a predicted model, not a curated record. Bases 183 to 1652 code for a protein of 489 amino acids. Lineage: Eukaryota; Viridiplantae; Streptophyta; Magnoliopsida; Fagales; Betulaceae.